Antechinus flavipes (yellow-footed antechinus) is the source of this 1671-nucleotide messenger RNA. It is a transcript of the gene TNFAIP8L2, whose product is annotated as TNF alpha induced protein 8 like 2. Bases 573 to 1127 code for a protein of 184 amino acids. Gene Ontology annotation, cellular component: cytoplasm. Lineage: Eukaryota; Metazoa; Chordata; Mammalia; Dasyuromorphia; Dasyuridae. The record is from RefSeq and is a predicted model, not a curated record. Gene Ontology annotation, biological process: negative regulation of T cell activation; regulation of apoptotic process; negative regulation of inflammatory response. The transcript is spliced from 3 exons.
CCGUGGCCCGCACCCUCCAUUCCACGAGUUCCUUAAUGGAUUCUGGGUCAGAAGGAAGCUUACACACCUGGGCUGUUUUCUGAACCUUCCCUACCACCUUGGAUGCUCACCUGUUUGAAUAUGGCUAGUCCUCCUUGACGAGGAACCCCACCUCCUAAGGCAGAACACCAGAAAUAGAGAUGGAGACCAGGGCGGGGGAAAGGGUGAGAGACACAGAAACAGACAAAGACCAUCCAGAUACCUUAGAAAUUGGGGUUGAGGGCUUUAGCUUUCCCCCCAAAGUUGCUGAUUUUCUCCUUUAUCAUUGGCAGGGGGCUCUAGUCCUUGGAGUCCCAGCCCUUGUGUCUGCGGGGGGUGGAGGAAGGAGAGAGAAGAGGGAAGAGGGAAGGAGGGUGGGGCCGGGGGCGGCGCUAGGGCAGGCACUCUUGAAGUUUCUCCGUUCUCUGUCACUUCUCCAGACACAUCCAAGGCAAGAGUGGCUGCUGAGCUGCCCGGCCCAGGACUGAGGAGCCUCACGCUACACCUGGGUCCUGACUGCAUGAAGCCUGCUGGGGUGCAGGACUGCAGGGAUCAUGGAGCCCUUCAGCUCAAGGAACCUCGCCCUGCAGGCGGAGAAGAAAGUCCUGAGCAAGCUGGCCGGGCGGUCAGUGGUGCACCUCUUCAUCGACGAGACCAGCAGCGAAGUGCUGGAUGAACUUUACAAGGUGUCCAAGGAAUACACCCACAGUCGGGCCGAGGCCCAGAGGGUCAUCAAGGACCUGGUUAAGGUGGCCAUCAAGGUGGCGGUGCUGCACCGCAACCAGCAGUUUAGCCCCGGCGAGAUGGCCCUGGCGGCCCGCUUCCGCCAGAAGCUGCGCCAGGGCGCCAUGACAGCCCUGAGCUUCGGCGAAGUGGACUUCACCUUCGAGGCGGCCGUGCUGACUGCGCUGCUGACGGAGUGCCGCGACACCCUCCUGGAGCUGGUGGAGCACCACCUCACGCCCAAGUCUCACGGCCGCAUCCGCCGGGUUUUUGAUCACUUCUCGGACCCCAGCUUGCUCACCGCCCUCUACAGUCCCAGCUACGCCCAGCAUCUCAGCAAGAUCUGUGAUGGCCUCAGAAAGCUGCUGGACGAGGGAAAGCUUUGAGGACCGCUUCCCCAGCUCCACUGGCCCCAUCGAGGCAGCGGACUCAAAGAGACACCCGGCCCGGCUCUCCAGGUCCUGGCUUGGGUCUCCUUGGAGUGUGAUGGGCUCUGGGGACCAGCAGGGGUUCAUAAGCCCUUCCCUCCCCUGGGCCUCUGGCCACCAGGACAGGAAACCAAGCUGCCUGAAAAAAUUGAAGUGAAAGUCGGAUCUUCUACUUCCCCCUAAACGAGACACAUGAUGUGGGGAAACCCCUUCCAGGAGGAAGGAGAUCAGUACCCCAAGCUGCUGAUGGGGGAAGCGUCAAACUCAAGGCCAGGCCAGAGACAGAUGAGAUGGAGGCCAGAAGCCUCGCUCCCAGAGAGGGUCAGGACAGGGAAGAUAGAAGGGAAAUAAAUCUGCUAAAACGUGUACAGGGCUCCAUGUUUAAUCUCUGCAGUUUCUAACAACUUACUAUCAACACAGGGAGAGGGGAAUGGGAAAACACAUUCACUUUUCUCCACAUCCAACGUUAAAUAACAAAAUAAAGCAGACUCUUAGCCCCAAA